UUUCGCACUCCCCACCCGGAAAGCAGAGUGGAUGCCGGUCGGUUGAGUGCCAGUUGGGGUGCAAUCCUCGAUGAGUUUCCUCGGUGCGCAUGAGAACGCGCCCACAACCGGGACGAGGGGAUACCGUUGCCCCAGGACAGCACUCAAGGGGAGGUCGGAGAGGGAAUGGUCCAAUCUUUGGGAACAUGAACCUGUUUACCGGCCAGGGUGUGUUUGUGGACACCUACCACGAUGAAGACAAGAGUCAUGAGAGGCAGCAGGCUUCCAAGUGGUGCCAUGUUGCAGGUGGAAAGGGGGUGGAGCAUGCCUGGUGUCUUGUCAUGUGUCUGGAGUUAGGUGAGACACUUAGUAGAUGAUCUGGUCAACUCUGGAAUCUAACAAACUCAAGAAGGAGCAUUCUCCAAAAGAUAAGCAGCAUCUUUGAGGAAGAUGAACCGCUCCUGUGUGACCUUCUUGAAGCGGUGGAUGGUGUUCCUGCACUUACUCUGCUGGACUAGCGGGGCUUUCAUCCAGGCGUUUGGCAUAUUCGGGAUGUUUAAGUCCCAGUAUGGCUCCAUCAUCAACACCUUCAAACCCCAUUACGCCUCCAACUGCCUGAUCGUGACUGGAGCCAUCGUCUGCUGUGUCUGCUACCUCGGUAUACUGGGCUCUCUGAGGGAGAACCACUGCAUGCUCAUCUCCUUUUAUAUCGUGCUCUUCCUGCUGAUGCUGGUGGAGCUGGCCAUGGCCUGCAUCUUUCUGGUGGUCGGGCGAGAGAUCGACAAGUACUUUGAAGCUGAUUUUCGGCAUGCCCUUGAUGUCUACAUACAAUCAACCCCCACUGGAAAUCAGACGCUAAAAGAUGAGUUCCACUCCAUCCAAGCAAGGUUUGACUGCUGUGGGGUCGAUGGGCCAUUAGAUUGGAACGGCACCCUUCCCAUCUCAUGCUGCAAGCUGGACCCGUGCAAUGUCUUUCCCAUCAUCUCAUGGGAGGAGGGCUGUCUUGGGAAGCUAAAGGCCUGGUUUGAGAUGAACUUCCUCAGUCUCGGUGCCGGAGUUGUGUCUAUCGCCAUUUUACAGACACUUUGCAUUGUCAUGUCGUGUCCAAUCAUGUGCAACUUCCGAAUGACCGGGCGGGGAUAUAAGUGAUGGGAAGACCUCCAAUACAGUUGGUGUGGGCUGAGAUCUGCGUGUGACGUCACACCCCUAACAUAUGGUAGAGGACACAAGUAUCUUAGUUCCUGUUCCUUGUUCCUGCUUAUGCAUCCUACAUGACAUGAACGACUUAAAGUGAGUCAUUUGGUUUGAGGUGACGAUCUGAGAAUGUGUCAGAUAGCAUUUCCCAGAGUUUGACUGUGUAAUAGCUCAAAUGGAAACAUUUUAACAAUAGCAUUAACAAUAUUAUGUAAGAUUCCACAGAACAUUUUGAGUACAUGCACUUUAACUAGAACUACAAAUCCAAUGAAUGUAUUUGUCUUGUUGUUAUGAAGUAAUUAUGUGAUGUUGACAUACUGUUUUUAUGUAUUGAUUCAAAUUCUUUUCUGGUGUUAUAACAAGUUUUGAGG
Molecule: messenger RNA, 1544 nt
Organism: Engraulis encrasicolus (European anchovy)
Lineage: Eukaryota; Metazoa; Chordata; Actinopteri; Clupeiformes; Engraulidae
Product: leukocyte surface antigen CD53-like
Exons: 10
Coding region: 430-1128 (232 amino acids)
Cellular component (GO): plasma membrane
Source: RefSeq, a predicted model, not a curated record